Messenger RNA from Xyrauchen texanus (razorback sucker), 3378 nucleotides. RefSeq names its product zinc finger protein 362-like. NCBI's taxonomy places the organism in Eukaryota, Metazoa, Chordata, Actinopteri, Cypriniformes, Catostomidae. Gene Ontology annotation, biological process: negative regulation of transcription by RNA polymerase II. The transcript is spliced from 9 exons. Gene Ontology annotation, molecular function: DNA-binding transcription repressor activity, RNA polymerase II-specific. The record is from RefSeq and is a predicted model, not a curated record. The coding region runs from base 514 to 1830 and encodes 438 amino acids.
GCUUAAUGUCACCCAAGUCAAUCAGCGAUGAAUGGGGAAAACAGAGAUUCUCUGCUUUUAGACAUUUCAGUUAUCUGUGUAUCAAAUGCAGUAUAUAUGUUCAUUCAUGUAUAUAAAUUCAUAACACCCAGACUAUUGUAUGUCAUGAUUGUAGCACAUUAUAAUAAUAAUAAAAGCACUAUAAUAUCAAUUUACAGUAUUUUUUUAUGUGUAUAUACAAAUGUUGGUCAAUAAACAACACAUAAGUUUAUGAAGCACAGACUUUAUUCACACCGCCAGACUACAAUGUAAACAGUAGUCAUAAAUGCUGCCUCAUUCACUUUAUUUUCAAGUAUUAAAAAUGAACAGCAAAUAUUUAAAUACUCAGAAAAUACUCUUUUUUUAUUUUUUUUUAUAUAAACUUUUUCAAGAUCAUGAAUUCAGAGGCUUUUUCAAAUUCAAGUUUUGGUGAUAUAAAAAUGACACCAUAGAAACCCUCCUCCAAGGACACUGGGUGGAAUAUACGGGCGAAGGAUGGCAGAGCCUCGAUUCAAUAAUCCAUAUUUCUGGCCACCACCUCCCUCUAUGCCUUCUCAACUUGAUAACCUGGUGCUUAUCGACAAGAUCAAAGAGCAGCUGAUGGCGGAAAAGAUCAGACCUCCGCAUUUGCCACCCACCACUCUCCCCUCUCAGCAGACUCUGCUGGUGGCCUCAGUGCCAUCAGAUGGCGGGCAACAUGUGAUGUCCAUCCCCAGACUGCAGCAGGUGCCAGGUCUUCAGGCUCACAACUCCUCUCAGCCUGACAUCGCCUUGCAUGCUCGCCCAGCAUCCAGCACCAUUUCAGAGCUGAACAUAGAUGACAAGUCUACAGUGAAGUCAAAGGGAUUAUGGGAAGACUGGCAUAUGCGACAAGCAGUGGACCAAUCCAACAGAGUGAACCAUCGCUCAGGUCUUAUGCUGUCAUCCCGCACAGACACCCACAACACCUCUGAGGCGUUAACGCCCACCACCCCAACAUCCAGCAGUCAGAAUCGCUUGGGUGGAGCACCUUCCUUAAACACCAUUUCCGGCCUGGCCAGUGGUCCUGUCAUGGAGCAGGUUAAAAGUGGAGGCUUGGUGGGGAUGCUGGGACCUCAGCCUAAAGCUCCACGUGGCCGCAAGAAGAUUAAAGCAGAAAACAACACAGGCCCCCUUCUGGUGGUGCCCUACCCCCUUCUGGCCUCAGGUCCUGACCAGGCAGUUACCAUCGCCAAAGAAGGAAAAACAUACAGGUGUAAAGUGUGUCCGCUUACUUUCUUCAACAAGUCAGAGAUGCAGAUUCAUUCCAAGUCCCACACGGAGACAAAACCCCAUAUGUGCCCUCACUGUUCCAAGUCCUUCGCCAAUGCCUCAUACCUAGCACAGCACUUACGUAUUCACUUAGGCAUCAAGCCUUACCACUGCUCCUAUUGUGAGAACUCCUUCCGCCAGUUAUCACACCUCCAACAGCAUACCAGGAUUCAUACUGGUGACAGACCAUAUAAAUGUGCCCAUCCUGGAUGUGAAAAGUCAUUCACACAACUCUCAAAUCUACAGUCUCACCAGAGGCAACAUAACAAAGACAAGCCAUACAAAUGUCCAAACUGCUAUCGGGCUUACACGGACUCAGCCUCCUUACAGAUCCAUCUCUCUGCACAUGCCAUCAAAAAUGCUAAAUCUUACUGUUGCAGCAUGUGCGGUCGUGCAUACACAUCAGAGACGUACCUUAUGAAGCACAUGUCCAAACACACAGUGGUGGAGCAUCUUGUCAGUCACCAUUCCCCACAGAGAACAGAAUCUCCAAGCAUCCCUAUACGUAUUUCACUUAUUUGAGCUUCCUCCUGCUUGUUAUUUUUCCAUUUAAAAGGUAUAUUGUGCACAUGCUGGUCUUCCAUUGAAAACAAAGGAAGAAAGUUGGUGCCCAGCACCAUAGACCUCGGAGGACAUUUGAGUCUUUCAUUGUCUUUGCCCCUUCAACUGUUUAGUGAAACUAAGCAUUCAGGUCACAGACUAGGCAACUGAUGUCUGAACUGAAUUGUCCAUGGCAACAAGAACAGACUGCAGACUAUAUAAGGAUUUGAUUGAGUAUUUCAAAACAGGAGAUUAAUUUUGAUCAUUUUAAUAUUUUGUUUCAAAGGUGUGUAAGGGAGACUUCCAAAGAUAACCUUAAAGCACUUUUUCCGCCUUGUUGUUUUGGCUCAAAGUAGAAUGAAUAUUCUCAGAAUGGGAGCAAAUUUCUCGCUUUUGGCAGCUAUGAGGGUUCUACCAUUUUUUUAGAAAGUAAGAUGGCUGUUUGUUGGUUUUGUCUUCACUUUGCCUCCAUGUCAUUUUGUAUUUUUUUAUUUACAGGGUAGUGCGUUUUAUUUUUCUAUGGAUGUGACACUUUAAGCUUCUUUUAUGAGGAAUAUGAGGUCAUAGUUGGAAAUGUAAAGGAAUUGUUGUGUGCCACGAUGUGGCGUCUGUUAGUUGGAAAGGUCAAUUUUCAAACUGAACUUGUGGCUAGCAUUUAAAAGUGUCAAUAAGACAUGGCACUCUCUAAAAUAUGUACGUUUUUUGUGACAAGGACUUUAUUGUGCAAUGCCAUGGGAAUCUAGAUUACGCCUCCCUUCCAACCACAGUAUUAGAGGAAAAAGUGUCCUUUUUGUCAUUGAUUUAUUUUUAAUGGAAUGGCAAUGCCCAUCAUUGCAGCAUGACAACACCCAUUGAAUGUGGUUAUGUCGUGACAUAGCAGAAGUGUUACAUGGGAUAAUUGUCAUUGAAUCAUACAUGUUCAGAGUGUUACAUAUGCCCUCUAAAGCAGUAUUUCCCAACCACUGUGCCGCGGCACACUAGAUAGUCAGGUGUGUGGUUGAAAUGUAUCAGAUUCCACAAAAUAAUUCAGGGCUGAGACUACUUUUUCAACCAUUUUUCCUAACAGUGCGAUUAAACUUUACAAGAGGUCGCAUUAGUGCGACUACAAAGUUGGCUGACUCGCUGAUUGUGUGCUGAUGUUUUCUGUUCCGUAUGAGAAAUAUGAAACGGCAAAUGUUCCAAAUGCAAAAGGAAACAGCUUUACCCGGAUUAGUCAGCGCUGCUCAAUGGAUAGAUCAGCACAGACGUGUAUUUACAUGCAGACCGGUCUCAACCGCUCAGCCAGAUCAUCAGAAACAGCUGUGAGAAGCACGGGCUGAGUCACAAAUUCGGCAUUGAUUAUUUGUUUAAAAUCUCUAUGAAAGCCCAUAAUGUGUUGAUGAUUAAACCAGUUUAAAAUUGUAUUAAACAGCAUCAACAUUCUAAACAGCAUUGAAAAUGAAUAAAGGAGAAAUCUGCACAAUGAACAGAAAGAAAUUGUAAGGUUUCAAUCCACACAUCACAGAUAUAAAAAAAAAAUAUAUAUAUAUA